Molecule: messenger RNA, 1671 nt
Organism: Drosophila biarmipes
Lineage: Eukaryota; Metazoa; Arthropoda; Insecta; Diptera; Drosophilidae
Gene: Ugt35D1
Product: UDP-glucosyltransferase 2
Exons: 2
Coding region: 2-1579 (525 amino acids)
Molecular function (GO): UDP-glycosyltransferase activity
Source: RefSeq, a predicted model, not a curated record
CAUGCCUAAUCGAAGUAUGGUGCGGAUCUUUUUACUGCUGUGUCUUCUGCCGGGAUAUUUGGAAAGUGCUCGUAUCCUGGCCUUGUUUCCUGUACCCAGUCCUUCGCACUACUUUUUUGCCUUACCUUAUCUGAAAAGGUUGGCCUCUAUGGGCCAUGAAAUAACCACCGUCAAUCCCUUUCCUCUGAAGGAGCCAAUCAGUAAUAUACACGACAUUCCUAUUCCGGAGGUGUUUGAAAAUAUUGAAGAGGUCAUAAGAUCCGCAAGCUCCCCCAAGAGCACCUGGAGACGCAAUGAUUUUAUAAACGAACUCACCCUGAACCUCACAAAAAUAGUGCUAAAUAACGAGGAAGUGCGUCGCGAGGUUCUGGGCCCAAAGAGGUCCCAUUUCGAUCUUGUGAUAGUAGAUCUUUGGAGGAUGGACGUGAUCAGCGGUCUGGCGGCCCACUUAGGGGCCCCGAUUAUUGGACUGGCUUCCUAUGGCGCAGACUGGAAGAUUGACGAGCUAGUGGGCAAUGUCUCACCGAUUUCCUACCUCCAAUCUCCUUCUCCUGAGCUUCACGAUUUGGAGACAUUUGGGGGACGAUUAGCGCAUUUUGUGGAACGAACCAUUUCCUGGAUCAACUACAAAUGGUGGCAUGCGGAAGAGCAGAGGGCUCUCUAUAGGAAGUACUUCCCUAUUACAGCUAAGGAUAAGCCCCUAUCUAUGGUCUCCCAAGACUUUGCCCUGAUCCUGGUUAACCAGCACUUCACACUGGGUCCUCCGCGCCCCUAUGUUCCGAAUAUGAUCGAGGUGGGUGGACUGCAUGUCGAUCAGAAUACCAGGGCGUUGCCUGCGGAGCUGGAGGACUUUAUCCAGGGUGCUGGUGAGCCUGGAGUGAUCUAUUUUUCCCUCGGAACCAAUGUCAAAAGUAAAACUCUUUCCGAGGACCGUCGAAGAGUGCUGCUCAAAACUUUUGCUGGCCUACCACAGCGAAUCCUGUGGAAGUUCGAGGAUGAUCAAUUGCCAGGAAAACCUUCCAAUGUUUUCAUCAGCAAAUGGUUCCCCCAGCAGGACAUUCUGGCCCACCCCAAGGUUAAACUCUUUAUAACCCACGGAGGAAUGCUGAGCACUGUGGAGAGCAUCUAUCAUGGAAAACCCAUGCUGGGUCUGCCUUGCUUCUUAGACCAGUUCCUCAACAUGCAGCAUGUCAAGCGAAUGGGUCUGGGUUUGGUUCUUAACCUGAAGGAAAUGACGAGGGACGACUUCAAUUCGACCAUUACGCGACUGCUAACGGAUAAGAGCUUCCAGGAAGCGGCUCAGGCUGCGGCAGCCAGGCAUCGGGAUCAGCCCAUGCAGCCCAUGGAAAGGGCCAUCUGGUGGACCCACUACGUCCUUCGGCACAAGGGAGCUGCCCACAUGCGAGUGGCCGGCAGGCACUUGGACUUCAUAACACACCACAGCCUGGAUGUCCUGGGCACGUUUAUGGUUGCCUUCUUAGUUGUCCUAGGAGUUUUCGCCUUUUGUGUGGUAAAAGCCUGUGCAAAAUUUCAUUGUACUGCAAGCAAACAAAGUAAGCAAAAGAAAAAGGUUCAAUAAAAUUUUUAAUUCUCUUACGUAAAUAUUCUGCACCCAUAAACGUUAAUUUUACAUCUUAAAUAAAAACCUUUAGAUAUAGAUAUUCUAUUGGU